Prorocentrum cordatum is the source of this 1094-nucleotide messenger RNA. Lineage: Eukaryota; Dinophyceae; Prorocentrales; Prorocentraceae. The record is from the annotation of a GenBank genome assembly.
GUGAUCCCGAUCGACGGCGACGACGGCGCCUGGCCUGAUCAGCAGACCAUCGCCGACGAUCAGCACACCAAGGACGAGGGGCACCCUGGGGACGAGGACGGGCAGCCCAUCGAUGACGGCGAGGGCGGCGAGGAGCAUUGCAAGGACGAGGACGGGCAGCCCAUCGAUGACGGCGAGGGCGGCGAGGAGCAUUGCAAGGACGAGGAGCACCCCCAGGACGAGGACGGGCAGCCCAUCGAUGACGGCGGGGACGAGGAGCACCCCCAGGACGAGGACGGGCAGCCCAUCGAUGACGGAGAGGGCGGCGAGGACGAGGAGCACUUCCAGGACGAGGAGCACCCCAAGGACGAGAAGCACCCCAAGGACGAGGGGCACCCCAAGGACGAGCAGGACGGGCAGCCCAUCGCACCCGCCGAGGCGAAGGGCAAGGCGCCCGCGGCGGCCAAGCCCGCGGCGGAGGCCGCGGGCAAGGCCAAGGCGCCCGCAGCCAAGGCCAAGGCGGCCAAGGCGCCCGCAGCGCCCGCAGCCAAGGGCAAGGCGCCCGCGGCGAAGGCGCCUGCAGCGAAGGCCCAGGCGCCUGCAGCGGGCGAGGAGCCAGCGCCCACGCCCGAGCUCGGGGAGCCCGCGGCGGCCGAGGAGCUCGAGGAGCCCGCGGGCGAGGGGCCCGCGGAGGAGGCUGGCGAGGACGAGGCUGGCGAGGGCGAGGCGCCUGCUGGCGAUCUGGUGCUGGCCCCGCCACCAGACCGCAACUACGGGGACUGCGCGCGCUGGGGCUGCCAGGAGUGCUCGAACGCUGCGGGCCACGCCAUUCAGCUGAAGUACCUCCGCCGCGGAUCCGAAGGCUACUCGACCAUCGCGUGCAGGGCGAAGUUCGUCGCGGACAUGCCGUGGGCGGAUCGGGCGCAGCUGACCCAGGUCAGCGGCGAGGACUGGGCAGACGAGCGCUUGAAGUUCUACGGCGCCCACGACGUCGAGGCGAUGAGCAGGAUCGCGAUCGGCAGGGCCUUCUUUUACGCAGCGCAGAGGACGGCCAGCGACAAUCAGAUCUGCAAGCUCAUCAGGCAGCACGUGGUCGCGGAGCUCAAGAACAUGAA